Venturia canescens is the source of this 831-nucleotide messenger RNA. RefSeq lists its product as uncharacterized. NCBI's taxonomy places the organism in Eukaryota, Metazoa, Arthropoda, Insecta, Hymenoptera, Ichneumonidae. The record is from RefSeq and is a predicted model, not a curated record. The coding region runs from base 1 to 741 and encodes 246 amino acids. The transcript is spliced from 6 exons.
AUGACGACAUCAACGACUAAAGAAUUUACGGCGACGACAGAAGAAUUCACAAGCAAUGAAGAAAUGGAUGAAUUCAUCGCGGGAGACGAAACCAUCUACUUCACUGGAUAUAUUGAUAGUAUUGAAGGCUCUAAACUGGUUGGCAAAGGUGUUAAGAAAGUUUUAUACAAGUUCGUGGUGAACAACGGCAAAGGGAGGAAAAUGCGGGUAUUAAUGUGGGAAGAGGUAACGAAAAAGUACGAAGCUUCAUUGCGUUGCAGAGAUAUAAUAAGAAUUUGGAACGGAAAAGCUUUAGCGGUGAAUCCGAAUUUCGCCAACGCAAGCGACGACGUUAUUGCCGUAGAACUGUCGGUGCAACGUAGUACACGAGUAGAUAUCAUGGGCCAAUUCAAAACGGAAGAACAGCAAUGUUACACAAGAGUUUUAUUAAGGAAUUCCACUGCCGACUCCAAUCAACUUAUUGUUGUCGAGGGUUUCAUUAAAGUUCCAUUUUUCACGUCAACCACUGGAAAUUCCAUCUACGGAAUGGGGGCGAUUACAGAUGGACAGUAUAAAUUGCGUGUUCAUAUUGCCCAAUACAGCGAUAUCGAAAGCCUCGGCAUAGGAGCGCACAUAGAAGUGAGAGGCGAAAUAAGAAAGGAUAAAUUCGGUUCACCGUAUCUGCAAGCGAAAGACAUGGGUCAAAUUAUCAUCGUUGAUUCGGAAAUAAUGAGCGAUGCUGAAUUACGAAAUGGUUUUUGAUCGAUACCACAAAAAAGAUCCCAUAAUGUACCGGAAGAGGACGAUGGAAACCAGAAAAACGAAAAGAAAAUCAAGAGUCAUUGAUGGAGC